UCUGUCAGGGGAGGUGAGGCUGGGAUGAACCUGAGAGAAUCUUAAAUGUGAAUUGAAAGAGUAAAAGAAGGCUUUGUGGCCUGAUAUGUACAUCUUAAAAUAAUUCAAGGAUGGCAUUUUGACCAGACGUUGAAGUUAAUUAGAUAUAUUUUUUUCUAAAAUACUUAUCUAUUAAUAUUGUAGAAGCCAUGUCAGUUCAUUUUGAUGAAAGAAGUGGGACUGUUCGCUGCAAGACCCCAUGGGGUGAAUGGUAUCAGACCAUGGAAGAAGUUUUCAUUGAUGUCCAUGUUCCAGUUGGAACAUCUGCAAAAGAAAUCAAAUGUAGUCUGGGGAGUAAAGAUAUAGCAUUGUCUGUUAAGGGACUAGAGAUAUUGAAGGGGAAGCUCUUUGAUUCUACUGUCUCUGAUGAAGGAACGUGGACACUAGAGGAUAAGAAACAAAUCAGUAUAGUUCUAAGGAAAAGUAACCGAGAAGCUGGGAACUGCUGGUCUUCAUUGCUGGAAGGGCAGUAUCGUGCUGACCCCCUGCUGCAAGAUGAAAUGCAGAAGAAACUUACACUAGAGAGGUUCCAAAGGGAGCAUCCUGGCUUUGACUUUAGUGGAGCUGACAUUUCUGGAAACUAUGGUGGUGGCGGUCCAGAUUUCUCAAAUUUGGGAAAGUGAAGACAAUUCAAAGACGCAAUUGUCUAAUACUAGACUUUGAGAAGAAAAGUGCAGAAUACAAGCUGUUGAAAAUGCCUCUGAAGAACUCAGUGACCCAAAACUUGCUGGGAAAAUAAAGAUGAAUUGGCAGAGCACACUGUUAUUAGUUGUAACCAACCCAGGAAUUUGCAUUUUUGAGGAAAAAAUACACCGUGAGUUGUGAAUCAUUGCAAAUUGCUGGACGAUUUGAAAUACACCACCAUUGACCUUGCAAAACAGAUCUUGCUGUUACUGACCCUGUGAUUUUCGAGGAGUUGCUGAAUUUACAUCAUUAAUAUAAUGAAACAAGUCGGUUAAAGUUAGGACAGCUAUUGCAUAUUGUAAGCACACUUUAAAUGGAGUGACUAAUAGUCUUGACAUGCCACUCAACUUUGGAAACUCAGAAAGAGAACAAUUAAAACUGGACUUUCUGGAGGCUUUUCAA
Molecule: messenger RNA, 1125 nt
Organism: Rhincodon typus (whale shark)
Lineage: Eukaryota; Metazoa; Chordata; Chondrichthyes; Orectolobiformes; Rhincodontidae
Gene: nudcd2
Product: NudC domain containing 2
Exons: 5
Coding region: 189-662 (157 amino acids)
Biological process (GO): protein folding
Cellular component (GO): cytoplasm
Source: RefSeq, a predicted model, not a curated record